AAAAUUCUGUUGGCAGAGACAUUACUUUUGUCUUUUGCUUAACACACGUUCCUCUGACGUGGAGCUCAGUUUACAGAGGGAGGGUGUGUGUGUGUGGCGUAUGUGAGAGAGAAAGCCGGGAAGGAAGAGAAGACGCAUAUACACGGAGCUAGUCUGACCAGAAACAGAACUGCCCCUGGCAGAUUAAAGAGACAAGUGAGGCUUGGAAUCUGAAUCCAGGAAAAGGAGAGUGGAAAUUUACAGCUGCUCUGAGUGAGUGUGCAUGUGUUAGUGAUUCUCUCUGUUAACAUUUUUUUUCAAAAGGUAACAGUUACUCUUCAGCAAGCAAGUGGAGACUGAAUUCUGGAAUUUGUUUUCUCUGCCACGUGUCAAUAAUAAGGAAGAACUUAUAUUAAAUGGAAGAUAAGUAAAGAGUCCUCCAACUGGACUGCUGGUUUGGGUCUGGCAGAGAGCUGUCUUCAGCACCUCAACAUGUAUCUGCUUUUUGUUGUUUAGACAAGCCUGGACAUUUCUGUAUACAUCCUCAGCUACAUCGACGAAGAAAUUCAGGUGAAGAAAAUCAUGCCGUUGUUCAGUAAAUCGCACAAAAAUCCUGCUGAGAUUGUAAAAACUCUGAAAGAAAACAUGGCCAUACUGGAAAAGCAAGAGAAAAAAACAGACAAGGCAUCAGAAGAAGUGUCAAAAUCACUGCAAGCAAUGAAGGAAAUUCUGUGUGGUACUAGUGACAAGGAGCCACCUACGGAAACAGUGGCUCAAUUGGCGCAAGAAUUAUACAACAGCGGCUUGCUAGUGACACUUAUAGCCAACUUGCAGCUGAUAGAUUUUGAGGGCAAAAAGGAUGUAUCCCAGAUAUUUAACAACAUCUUGAGAAGACAAAUUGGUACUCGAAGCCCUACUGUAGAAUACAUUAGUGCCCAUCCACAUAUCCUAUUUAUGCUUCUAAAAGGGUAUGAAGCACCACAUAAUGCUUUACGCUGUGGAAUUAUGCUGAGAGAAUGUAUCCGACAUGAGCCACUUGCCAAAAUCAUUCUUUUCUCAGAACAGUUCAGAGACUUUUUCAAGUAUGUGGAAAUGUCAACGUUUGACAUUGCAUCUGAUGCUUUUGCUACAUUUAAGGACCUGCUAACGAGACACAAAUUGUUAGUAGCAGAUUUCCUUGAACAAAAUUAUGAUACAAUCUUUGAGGACUAUGAAAAAUUGCUUCAUUCUGAGAAUUAUGUCACAAAGAGACAAUCUUUAAAGCUUCUGGGUGAACUGAUUCUGGACCGACACAACUUUGCCAUCAUGACAAAAUACAUCAGCAAGCCAGAGAACCUAAAGCUAAUGAUGAACCUGCUGCGAGAUAAAAGCCCUAACAUUCAGUUUGAGGCUUUCCAUGUGUUCAAGGUAUUUGUGGCCAGUCCAAACAAAACGCAGCCCAUCGUGGAGAUUCUAUUGAAAAACCAACCCAAGCUAAUUGAGUUUCUGAGCAAUUUCCAGAAAGAGAGGACGGAUGAUGAACAGUUCAACGAUGAGAAGAACUACUUGAUUAAACAGAUCCGAGACUUGAAAAAACCAACACCAUGAAGAGCUCCCCUCAUUUCCCAUCGUAGACAUUAAUUCAUACUUGUUCAGUUCCUCCCAUGUGUCAUUUUAAAACACAAUAGCGCUUGAGAAGUGCCUGUUUUAGUUUGAUUCAUUGUUCACAUAGAUGUCAAGAGUAUAAAGGUCUUACAUGAAAACUUUAAAAAAGUCUAAAAUAAUAUAUUCUUUCUAAUCAAGUCUGUGAUUAUUUAUGUCAAUUUAGACACACUCUCUAUUAGAAGCUAGUAAGGCAGAUUUUCGUUUGUGCACUCAAGAAGAAUGAACCUCUUCACUCUUGCUUUUAUUAGCAAACUUGAGCUCUUGGUAAAUUCACAAAGUAGGAGCUCUGAAGAUUUAACUCUUUGCACUUGUGAAUUUGUUUUUGUUCUGCAUGUACAGGAGGACUGUGAAAGAGGGUGCUGGGUGACUGAUUUAUCUGUACUUAUAUAGUGGAUUUGUUAAAGCGGUGGGAGAUAGAGUUUAAAAAAAUAAGGCUCGCCUAUUCACAUUAGCUUUAGUGUCACUCAUUCCUUCAGUCUUGUGUUUUUUUUUUUUUAAUUUCACUGAAGCUCAGAGGUUUCCCAUCAGUUUAGCCAGCUGUACCUGGGAAGCAGGCUAAGACUUUGGGUGGCGCAGCCUAUGCCCACUGCCUCUCAUUCCUCUCUAUCUGUUCUAACCCUACAAUGCAGCCUGUGCUGCUCUGAACCCCAGUCUUGUAAGAUGGAUCUGGUGAAGCCCUCACUCCACUGGGAAUUAGAUCAUGCACUUUUGAAUGGAAGCUAGGUAGUUCCUCAGGGCUAAAGGGAGAGAUGCAUCAAUAAGGACCUGCUCCUGCUCCCGUUGAAAUAAGUGGGGAAUUUUAUCAUUGACUGCAAUGGAACCAAAUUGGGCCUUAUUCAGCACUUCUUCUGGGCAUCUCCCAUUUGCUUCAGUGUUGGUGGGGGCACACCAGCCCUUCUCAGGAGUGAGCCCUGAGCCCUAAGCCCAGCCUUAAGGGAAGCCCAGGUAGAGUAUCAGUGAUACAACCCUAAAGUACCAGUGACUUUACCGCUACAAUAGCUGUGCCAUGGCUUGGAACUCCCGACGUGAAUUCUCUAGUGGUUCAGUUUCUGUUCCUUCAUAUUUGCCUGUGCAGGGAACAUUGUGGCCAAAACAUUCAAACCAGGGGGACCUAAAUCAGACUUAUGCAUUCUUAUUUAGGCAAGUAACUAGAAGUGGCUUAACUCGAAGCUGCUGAGUAACCCCUGCUCCCAUUGAGUCAAUGGAAGCUGCAGACGCUUAGCUCCUCUGAAAAACAAGCUGCCGCUGUAGAAGCUUAAAUGAAGUUCUAGGAGUGUAACUUUGGGCUCGCAGUGUUGCCCAUUGUGGUUAGCAUGUUCCAUUUUAUUAGUUCAGAUGUGAAUUCAGUUUCUUUGCUAGAGGCUGAAAGUUGCGGAAGUGGAAAUCAUUGCACUGUGAUGUUUAAGACAAAUAAAGCCUUGGGUCCAAAAAGAGUUGCCUAAGUAUUCUUGCCAUUUUUACUUCUUCUAGGAAAUAGGCAUUGUGAUUCUGGGUAUUGUGUUUGGAGAAGGAGUUUGAGAGUGGGGAGAGAAUAUCUUGAAGUAUUUCUUCUAUUAGCUUAAAUUUGGGUUUUACUGUUUGUUUAAUAUAACAUGUUAAGUUGUCCAGUUAUAAUUGCAUAGCAAAUACUUCAGUGACAGGAUAACAAUCAGGUGAGAUUUUUUUUUGUCCCUAAAACUGUUGUAUAUUAAGGUGAUUGAGAAUUUAACUUGUAUGCUUUAGAAAGGGGGUGAAACCAAACAAAUAGGUCAUCAACAUGUGGAUUACUUUUAAGAUGCCAGACAUAGAGAAAAAUGUAUAUUCUAGCUGUGUGAAAUUAUAAAAUUAUAUUUACAAGUUAUUAAAGGCAUGGUUACUAAUUAUG
Messenger RNA from Pelodiscus sinensis (Chinese soft-shelled turtle), 3487 nucleotides. The record is from RefSeq and is a predicted model, not a curated record. NCBI's taxonomy places the organism in Eukaryota, Metazoa, Chordata, Testudines, Trionychidae.